UUCUAUAUUUUUCCUCUCGCAAACCGAAGACAGAAAACAGGAAGGCCAGGCCAUGGCCAGCAAGUUUCAGUUAAAAAUCUGCGAUCACCAUCACUAUGUUCAUAAUUUGGAGCUUCUUCCAAGGGCACCCAUCGCACUUCUAACUCCUUAAAAUCUCCCAUUUUCUAUUAUUCAACCCAAUUUUCUCUCUUUUUUAUUUCUUUUUUUUUUUUCAUCUUUGCCAUGGCGAUCCCUGCCGUGCUCGUUAUUGUUCCUCUCGGCGUUCUUUUCAUCCUUUCCGGCCUCAUCGUCAAUUUUAUUCAGGCACUUGUAUUUGUUCUUGUUCGUCCCAUUUCAAAGGGUGUAUACAGGAGAAUCAACAAAGUAGUUGCUGAAUUGCUAUGGUUAGAGCUCAUUUGGCUAAUCGAUUGGUGGGCAGGUGCCAAGGUCGAAGUGUAUACAGAUCAAGAAACCUUUAAAUUAAUGGGUAAAGAGCAUGCACUCGUUAUGUGCAACCACCGAAGUGACAUUGAUUGGCUUGUCGGAUGGGUCCUAGCCCAGCGUGCAGGUUGUCUCGGUAGUGCCUUAGCCAUUAUGAAGAAAGAAGCAAAAUUCCUCCCAGUCAUUGGCUGGUCAAUGUGGUUCUCUGAUUAUAUUUUUUUAGAAAGAAGCUGGGCGAAGGAUGAAAGUACUCUGGAGUCAAGUUUUCAGUCGCUUGAGGAUUUCCCCAUGCCAUUUUGGUUGGCACUUUUCGUCGAGGGAACUCGUUUUACACAACAAAAACUUCUAGCAUCUCAGGAAUAUGCUGCAUCUAGAGGAUUGCCUGUCCCUAAAAAUGUUCUGAUUCCUCGUACAAAGGGUUUUGUUUCAGCAGUGAGCCAUAUGCGUUCAUUUGUUCCAGCUAUUUAUAAUUGUACUGUGGCGACUUCCCCCAAAGAUCGCGCACCUACAUUGUUGAGGAUCUUUAGAGGCCAAUCGUUCGUGGUAAAAUUGCAAGUCAAGCGACAUGAAAUGAAGGAAUUACCGGAAACUGCAGAUGGGAUCUCACAGUGGUGCAAGGAUUUAUUUGUUACCAAGGACACGUUAUUGGAGAAGUAUGUGACCAAGGAUUCAUUCAGUGAUCAACAACCUAUGAACAUCGGCCGACCAAAAAAGUCGUUGGUGGUUGUUAUUUGUUGGUCAAGUAUCCUGGUUUGUGGCAUUGUUAAAUUCUUCCAAUGGUCUGCACUCCUAUCCUCAUGGGAGGGCAUUGCAUUCUCAGUUGCCCUCUUGAUUCUAAUAAUCCUUGUUAUGCAACUCCUCGUUCAUUCGUCCGAGUCGACGCGAUCUACACCUGCCAAUGUACUGUCUCAAGAUCCCGCCAAGGAACGGCUACUUAAGAAAUGAGAUAAGCCUCUGUCAUGUGGCUAUCAGAAUGCAUCAUGGAUUCACAUUCACUCCAUUCUUUGUGAAAUUUAGCAACUCUUUCAACACCAAAGUAUAGAAUAGAAAUUCUGUCUGAAGCAUCAUUCCAAUUUAGGCAUUUGGGGUUGGUUCAAGUGUGUAGGUGUAUUAAUUAAAACUUUAUUACUUGUAUAGCCAUAGUGAUUGGUAGAAGUAGCAUUCAUAAAAUAUUUGUCCUCUUUGUACACGUUCAAUACUUCAAUCCCAUUCUUUUCAUUUCAAUGGAAAAAAGGUUCCAUUUACUAAA
Molecule: messenger RNA, 1669 nt
Organism: Momordica charantia (bitter melon)
Lineage: Eukaryota; Viridiplantae; Streptophyta; Magnoliopsida; Cucurbitales; Cucurbitaceae
Gene: LPAT3
Product: lysophosphatidyl acyltransferase 3
Cellular component (GO): endomembrane system
Molecular function (GO): 1-acylglycerol-3-phosphate O-acyltransferase activity
Source: RefSeq, a predicted model, not a curated record